AUGUCUUAGAAGUACUUCACUCAUGCCACACCAACAUUAUUUAAUAGUGGUACUCCUUAUCCUUAAAUGUCAUCAUGUUUUUUGUUGGAUAUGGUAGAUGAUUCAAUUGAAGGUAUAUAUGAGACACUCAAGAGAUGUGCUCUAAUCAGUAAGUCAGCAGGAGGCAUAGGAUUAAGCGUAUCUAAGAUCAGAUCAUAAGAUAGUUAUAUUAGAGGAACCAAUGGAAUUAGUAAUGGAUUGGUGCCUAUGUUGAAGGUGUUCAAUGACACAGCAAGAUAUGUAGAUUAAGGAGGUGGCAAAAGAAAAGGAUCCUUUGCUAUUUAUUUAGAACCAUGGCAUAGUGAUAUCAUAAGUUUCUUAUAAUUGAGAAAGAACCAUGGGAUUGAAGAAUAAAGAGCAAGAGAUUUGUUUUUAGGUUUAUGGAUACCUGAUCUAUUUAUGUAAAGAGUGAAAGAUGACUCAGAUUGGACUUUGAUGUGUCCAAAUGAAUGUCCAGGUCUCUAAGAUUGUUAUGGUUAAGAAUUCAACAAAUUAUACACUGAUUAUGAAUCUAAAAAUAUGGGUAGAGUGACAAUGAAGGCAAGAUAAUUAUGGUAAGAAAUAAUUGAUGCUCAAAUAUCAACUGGAUUACCAUAUAUGUUAUAUAAAGAUGCUUGUAAUUCAAAAAGUAAUCAAAAGAAUCUAGGUACUAUAAAAAGCAGUAAUCUAUGCACUGAAAUCAUAUAAUAUACAUCACCUGAUGAAGUUGCUGUUUGCAAUCUUGCUAGUAUUAAUUUGUAAAAGUUAAUCAAAGAAGAUAAAACAUUCAAUUUUGAUAAGUUAUUAGAGAUUACAAAAAUAAUUACAACAAAUCUGAAUAUCGUCAUUGAUUUGAACUUUUAUCCUGUUUAGUAAGCAGAAUACAGCAAUAAAAGAAAUAGACCUAUUGGAAUUGGAGUCUAAGGAUUUGCAGAUGCUUUGCAAAGAAUGAAAAUCCCAUUUGAUUCAGAAGAUGCCUUAGAAUUGAAUGCCAAAAUCUUUGAAACUAUCUACUAUGGAGCAUGUGAAAGAUCUUUAGAAUUAGCACAAUAACUUGGACCUUAUGAGACUUUUGCAGGCAGUCCUGCUUCCUAAGGAAUUCUGCAAUUUGAUAUGUGGGGUGUGAGUCCAAAAUUAUAUGAUUGGAAUACUCUCAAAUAGAAUAUUGUUAAGUAUGGAAUGAGAAACUCUUUAUUAAUUGCACCUAUGCCAACAGCAUCAACAAGUUAAAUUCUAUAAAAUAAUGAAUCAUUUGAACCUUAUACAACAAAUAUCUAUACACGAAGAGUUUUAGCAGGAGAAUUCGUUUGCAUCAAUCCUCAUUUAGUUGAUGAUUUGAUUGAAUUAAACUUAUGGACACCCCAAAUCAAGAAUAAAUUAAUCAUGAAUAAUGGUUCAGUCUAGAAUAUAGAUGAGAUUCCAACUAAUAUCAAAUAAUUAUAUAAGACAGUUUGGGAGAUCUCCUAAAAAGCUAUAUUGAAUUUGGCAACUUCCAGAGCCCCAUUUAUUGAUUAGAGUCAGUCCUUAAAUAUCCACAUGGCUGAACCAACUAUGUCUAAAGUAACAUCUAUGCAUUUUUAUGCAUGGGAAAAGGGAUUGAAAACAGGAAUGUACUAUCUGAGAACUAGACCUGCAGCAGAUCCUAUAAAAUUCACAGUUGAUGUUGAAGCACUAUUAAAAGAAGGAGGGCAAAUAAAAAUAUAAUAAUCUAAAUAAGAGUUGAUUGAUGAAAGUGCAUCUAAAAAGAUCGUUACUAAUGAAGGAAAAACAGUAAAGAAGGGGAAACCUCAAAUUAUUGUUACUGAAGAUGGUGAUGAAGUUGAGGUUUGCCUAAAUUGUGGCUCUUGAAUAUAUUUAUAUUUCUUCUUUUAUUAAAGAAUUCUUUA
Molecule: messenger RNA, 1904 nt
Organism: Paramecium tetraurelia
Lineage: Eukaryota; Ciliophora; Oligohymenophorea; Peniculida; Parameciidae
Exons: 2
Biological process (GO): deoxyribonucleotide biosynthetic process
Cellular component (GO): ribonucleoside-diphosphate reductase complex
Molecular function (GO): ribonucleoside-diphosphate reductase activity, thioredoxin disulfide as acceptor; ATP binding
Source: RefSeq, a predicted model, not a curated record